AACAAGCAGCUGGAGUUUACCACCGGGAAUCACGCAAAGGGAGAUACCAGCUGACGUAUAAAGAAGCCAAGGCCGUCUGCAAAUACGAGGGGGGGAAGCUGGCCACUCACGAACAACUGGAGGCUGCUCGUCAAAUAGGUUUCCAUGUGUGUGCAGCCGGAUGGUUCGACAGAGGGCAUGUUGGGUACCCCAUCGUUAAACCGGGUGCUAACUGUGGCUUUGGGAAGAUCGGCGUCGUGGACUACGGAGUGAGAAGAAACAAGAGUGAGAGAUGGGAUGUGUACUGCUACAACCCAAACUCUAAGGAGUGUGGGGGGACGCUGACGGACCCUCAGAGGAUCAUCCAGUCUCCAGGCUUCCCAGAGGAGUACCAGGACGAGCAGAUCUGCUACUGGCACAUCCGGGUGCGCCUGGGCCAGAGGAUCCAGCUGCUCUUCCAGGAGUUCGACCUGGAGGAGGACUCGGGCUGCCUGGCCGACUACCUGGAGGUCUACGACAGCUACGACGACGUCUCAGGGUUCGCUGGCAGGUCAGUGGCUUUGAGGGGGAAAAUGAAAAAAAAUAGAAAGAAAAAGGAAACAGGGUCUUCAUGUGGCCAUAUCCGGGGGAAUGCAAGGUGA
Notothenia coriiceps (black rockcod) is the source of this 620-nucleotide messenger RNA. RefSeq names its product tumor necrosis factor, alpha-induced protein 6 (gene tnfaip6). Lineage: Eukaryota; Metazoa; Chordata; Actinopteri; Perciformes; Nototheniidae. The annotation marks the transcript as partial. The record is from RefSeq and is a predicted model, not a curated record. Gene Ontology annotation, biological process: cell adhesion; negative regulation of inflammatory response. Gene Ontology annotation, molecular function: hyaluronic acid binding. The transcript is spliced from 3 exons.